UCAGGUCCUCACACACAAGAAAAGGUCCUCCUUAGUCCUUCCUUCCCUCCCUCACUCACACACACACACUCUCUCUCUCUCUCUCUCUCUCUCUCUCAGCUAUCGGCUCUCGGCUCAACAAAGAUGGCUCGGGGAAGAGGCAGUGCAAUGGUUGUUGCUACGGCUUUGCUGUGCAUGCUGCUGCUUCAGUCAGAGAUGGCUCAUGCAGCGGUCUACACCGUCGGAGGUGCCGGCGGCUGGACCUUUAACGUUGCUGGCUGGCCCAAGGGAAAGCGCUUCCGGGCCGGCGACAUACUUGUGUUCAACUACAGCCCUUCAGCGCACAACGUGGUAGCUGUAAGCAAGGCGGGAUAUGACGGGUGCUCGACCCCACGAGGGUCCAAGGUGUAUCAGACUGGAAAAGACCGGAUCAAGCUUGUGAAGGGGCAGAACAGCUUCAUCUGUAGUUUUACCGGCCACUGCCAGUCUGGCAUGAAAAUUACUGUCGUUGCUGCGUAAUUAUCGCUAUGUUUUAGAAAUAAGUAUCGGAGCUUUAUAUAUAUGUGUGUGUCGGUGCUGGAUCUCUGUCUAUGUUUACCAGCCUCACUACUACUCAGUGUACUGCUAUGUACUGGAUUAUAAUGAAAUAAACAACUGGCUUCGUGUGAA
Corylus avellana is the source of this 648-nucleotide messenger RNA. RefSeq names its product basic blue protein. The record is from RefSeq and is a predicted model, not a curated record. Gene Ontology annotation, molecular function: electron transfer activity. Gene Ontology annotation, cellular component: plasma membrane. NCBI's taxonomy places the organism in Eukaryota, Viridiplantae, Streptophyta, Magnoliopsida, Fagales, Betulaceae.